Sesamum indicum (sesame) is the source of this 762-nucleotide messenger RNA. NCBI's taxonomy places the organism in Eukaryota, Viridiplantae, Streptophyta, Magnoliopsida, Lamiales, Pedaliaceae. The record is from RefSeq and is a predicted model, not a curated record.
AUGGGGGAAGCCAGAUUCUUUCUCGGAUUAGAAAUAUGCAGGUCAAAGGAUGGAAUUGUGCUCUCCCAAAUGCAAAAUCCUGAAGCUUACAGAAGAUUAUUGGGAAGGCUGUUGUAUUUGGGCUUCACAAGACCCGACAUAUGCCAUGGGACUCAACAACUAAGUCAAUAUAUGCAGCAUCCAAACAAAUCACAUUGGGAUGCUGCAUUACACUUAGUUAGAUAUCUAAAGGGCAUUGCUAACAGAGGUCUUUUGUUUAAUGCAGAUGAUGAUUAUGAGCUGCAAGCCUUUUGUGAUGCUGACUGGGCAAGUUGUCAAGACACAAGAAGAUCACUCACAGGAUAUUGCAUUUUCAUUGGAAAGGCCUUGAUCUCCUGGAAAACAAAGAAACAAGCUACAGUCUCUAGAUCGUCUGCAGAAGCAGAAUAUAGGAGUAUGGCCAACACAACGUGUGAAUUGACUUGGAUUUUUAACUUGCUUCGAAAUCUUCAGAUACAUCCACCUACUCCUGUUCCACUUCAUUGUGACAAUCAAGCUGCCCUCUACAUUACAGCUAAUCCGGUUUUCCACGAGAGGACAAAACAUAUAGAAAUUGACUGUCACUUAAUAAGAGACAAAUACAAGGAAGGCUUUAUAUCUCCUGUGCAUAUUGCUUCAAAAUUGCAGCCGGCAGACUUGUUUACAAAAGCUUUACCGGGACCUAGGUUCAGUUACAUUGUGUCCAAGUUGGGCCUUGUUAACAUCUUACCAAGUCCCACUUGA